AUGAAUACUCAGGAACUCAAAAACUUCCUUGCGGAUACACCUCCUAGUAUCGUGCAGCUUGAAAUCAAGAAGCAUUUCGAGGCGCUUUCUGAUAAAGAAAAACGUUACGCUCAUUAUAUUAGCAGAGCAUCUAUGAAUGGAACUCGUAUCACAUUGAGACAAGUUUCCCCAGAAUCUGAAGAUAUCUAUGAUUUCAUUAUUGAACUUCAUAAAUCCAUCAAUGGUGACUGGGGUUCUGCUCAAAAAAAAGCCGGCAUCAGUGACGAAGAUCUGAAAUUUUUCUUAGAGUACUGCGCUCAGUUCCUUGGUAACUGCGGAAAUUACAAGUCUUUUGGUGACUCCAAGAUUAUUCCAAGAUGUGACGAGAAAGUCUUCGAUGCUUUAGCUGCGCUUUCCCCAAAGGCAAAGCAACAUUAUGAAGCUACUAAAGGAGCUAUUUUUCCAACUCAAAAUUCUGGAUUAAUGCAUCUCGGAUUUUCCGAUGAUGGACAUUUGACCAAUUACUAUCCUGAUUCAACCAACAUCACCAAAUCUGACAUCGUUGCAGUUGGUGAAUUUUUGGAACAAAAGGGGUUGCUAGUGGAAAACACAAGAUUGAGAAAGACUCCGGAAGGAUCAUUCGAACUUUUGCUUGCCUCGGCUGUUACGAGUAUUCCUCCUGAAGGCAGUGAUAUCGGCAAUGAAACCGAUUUCGUGAUUGAAAAGGAACCGUUAGAGGGCACUAAAUUGAAACUCAUCUUUGGUGAUUACUCGAAAGAGUUGGCUUUAGUUGCUGAGGAUUGCAAAAAAGCUGCCGAGAAUGCCGCCAAUGAUACGCAGAAGGAUAUGUAUGAGGCAUAUGCCAAAUCAUUUGAAACAGGUUCAUCACACGUAUUCAAAGACUCACAAAGAUAUUGGAUUAGAGAUAAGGGUCCUUCGGUUGAAUCUAACAUUGGGUUUAUUGAAACUUUGAGAGAUCCUCAGGGUGUGAGAGCUGAAUUCCAAGGAUUUGUUGCCAUGGUAAAUGCUGAACGCACACGUGCCUUUGGUGGUCUUGUCAAUGCAGCUGAAAGCCUCAUUCCUAAAUUACCUUGGGGUGCAGAAUUCGAGAAGGAUAAGUUUUUGAGUCCAGAUUUCACAAGUCUAGAAGUUUUGACCUUUGCUGGUUCUGGAAUUCCCGCAGGUAUAAACAUUCCAAAUUAUGACGACAUCAGACAAACUGAAGGCUUUAAGAAUGUCUCAUUGGGAAAUGUACUAUCAGCCAAAGCUCCCAAUGAGAAGAUUCCUUUCAUUAAAGAUGAAGAUCUUGAAGUAUUCUCCAAAUAUCGCGAUGCAGCCUUCGAGGUACAAGUAGGAGUUCACGAGCUUCUGGGUCAUGGAACUGGUAAACUACUCCAAGAAACGAAACCAGGAGUUUACAAUUUUGAUAUCAAAAAUCCUCCCACCAACCCUCUCACCGGGAAGCCAAUCACUACUUGGUAUAAGCCUGGACAAACAUGGGGAUCUGUGUUUGGCAGUGUGGCAUCAAGUUAUGAAGAAUGUAGAGCUGAGGCUAUCGCUAUGGCUCUCGGUUGCGAUUUCGAGGUUCUUAAGAUUUUCGGAUAUGGUGAUGGGACACCUGAUAUGAAUAGUGAAGCUGGAGACGUUUUAUAUGCAUCUUGGUUAUCUAUGGCUAGAAUGGGUAUUUGCUCCUUAGAACUGUGGGAUCCCCGCUCCACUAAAUGGAACCAAGCCCAUUCUCAAGCGCGCUUUUCUAUCCUCCAAUGUUUCCUCUCAGCCCCAGAAUCCUUCUGUACCCUCACUCACAGCAAACCCGACCUCUCCGACCUAACCAUCUCCCUCAAACGCCACCUCAUCCCCACCAUCGGUCGUCAAGCCGUCGAAUCCUAUCUCCAAAAACUACACAUCUAUAAAUCCAUCGCAGAUGUCGAGAACGGUGUGAAACUAUACAACAAAAUGUGUUUCGUAGAUUUAGAUUAUUGGGGUAAGAAUGUUAGAGAUCAGGUGUUGGCGAACAAACAACCGAGGAAGAUUUUCGUGCAGGCGAAUACGGUACUGGAUGAGAAGAGUGGAAAUGUGGAAUUGAAAGAGUAUGAGGCGAGUUGUGAGGGGAUGAUUAAAAGUUUUGUGGAGAGGGCUGUUUAG
Sclerotinia sclerotiorum 1980 UF-70 is the source of this 2124-nucleotide messenger RNA. RefSeq lists its product as hypothetical. The record is from RefSeq and is a predicted model, not a curated record. Gene Ontology annotation, cellular component: cytoplasm. Bases 1 to 2124 code for a protein of 707 amino acids. Gene Ontology annotation, molecular function: dipeptidyl-peptidase activity; metalloexopeptidase activity. The transcript has 7 exons. Gene Ontology annotation, biological process: proteolysis. NCBI's taxonomy places the organism in Eukaryota, Fungi, Ascomycota, Leotiomycetes, Helotiales, Sclerotiniaceae.